UGCUAAGGUUACUACCGAUCUGACUCAUUCAUUCAUAGACUCGCAUUCGCUGUGGGCGAAGUUACGGUCGGGUUUCCUGCAUGUUGCGUUGGAAGGUGAGCGUUGGAAGUUUUUGUGUGUCCUCUUCGUUAGUGAGGUGCUUGUGUUGUGCUCGGCAAUUAUGAUUAGUUGCUUCUUGGGUACGGAAGGGAAACGUGACAGGAAGGAGUCCCUGUGCUCCAGUGAAGGAGUGUUCACGUGUCCGGAAGACAAUUUGCCACUAGAUUAUGCAAAGAUCUAUCCGGAUCCUGAUGCAGAGGUUGCUAUAAUGGGCUCCAUGGUGUACUGUAUCCAUUACAAAGAAGGGGUAAAUGGGUCAGAUGAACUCCGAAAACUUCAGGGUCAUCUUAAUAUGUGUAAGUUCGAUGCCAUUCCAUGUACCAACCAUUGUGGCGCAAUGAUUCCCAGGUUACUUAUGGAAGACCAUCUCCUGUACACUUGCCCUAAAAGAAGGACACGAUGUGAAUACUGCGCGCGGGAUUUCACCGGUGAAACACUCGAGAAUCAUGUGGGCAGUUGCCAGUUGGAACCCAUCUACUGUGAAAACAAAUGUGGUUCGAAACUUCAACGAAGACACCACAGCAACCACCGACUGCACGAGUGCACAAAGAGGCUGAUUCCCUGCAGAUACUGUCAGAAAGAAUUCGUCUUCGAUACGUUACAGAUUCACACAGCGAAAUGUCCCCGUCUUCCUGUGUCAUGCCCCAACAGGUGUGAAGUUCUGAAAAUAGCCAAAGAAGACUUAGAGUCUCACCUCAACGAGCAUUGCUCGGCCCUCACCCUCUCUUGUGCCUUCAAAGAUGUAGGCUGCAAAUUCAAAGGCAGCCGUUCAUCUAUGGAUACACACUUAGAGGAUGCCAGCAAAUCUCACCUAGUAUUAGUCUGUGGUCUAGUCUCCAGGCAACAACAUCAAAUCACAGCUCUGCGUUCUGCGUUGCAAAGUCUAACUCUUAACACCUCUGGAACUUUGUUAUGGAAAAUCAAUGACUAUACCAGACGCGUGAGCGAGGCCAGAGAUGGAUAUGAACUGUGCAGUACGCCCUUCUACACCAGCCAGCAUGGCUACAAACUCAUGGCCACUCUCUUCCUCAAUGGGAACGGAGCUGGCGAAGGCACACACUUAUCCAUUUACAUCAAAAUAUUGCCAGGGGAGUACGAUGCCCUACUACCAUGGCCUUUCAGCCAUACUGUGACUUUCAUUUUGUAUGACCAAGUACCUGUUGGUGAAGCUGCGACCAAUGUGAUCGAAAGUUUUGUGCCCGACCCCACUUGGAAAAAUUUUCAAAGACCGAGUAAAGAACCUGAUGCGCUUGGUUUCGGAUUCCCUCGGUUUGUGUCCCAUGAAGCUCUGAAGAAAAGACAUUACGUAAAAGACGAUGUAAUGUUCAUCAAAGUUAAAGUGGAUGCGAGUAAAAUCAUAGCAGUAUAACGUGUUUCAUAUUUUAUGUGGGGAAAAAAAAUUUUUUUUUUCCUCUCCAAAGUUUAAUUUUGACGUUUUCAUUUUGAA
Molecule: messenger RNA, 1546 nt
Organism: Uloborus diversus
Lineage: Eukaryota; Metazoa; Arthropoda; Arachnida; Araneae; Uloboridae
Gene: Traf4
Product: TNF receptor-associated factor 4-like
Biological process (GO): positive regulation of JNK cascade; tumor necrosis factor-mediated signaling pathway; regulation of canonical NF-kappaB signal transduction
Cellular component (GO): plasma membrane signaling receptor complex
Molecular function (GO): zinc ion binding; protein binding
Source: RefSeq, a predicted model, not a curated record